GCCCCAACCCCGCGCUGGGCCAUGGCCGAGCCUGGAGAGCAACUACCGGAGGAGGUGCUGGCGCUCAUCUUCCGCCACCUGCCCCUGCGGGACCGUGUUGCUGCCGCCAGGGUCUGCAGAGCCUGGGCUGCAGCUGCCACCUGCAGCGCUGUGUGGCACGACACGAACAUCAGUUGCGACUGUGAGCGAGAAGGCAUGCUGUCACCAUAUCUGUCCGCCUGCCUGGACCACGUUCACAACCUACGGCUGGAAUUUGAGCCCUCGAGGGAGCCGAGCCGCCGGGCGGCCACGGAGUUGCUGACCGCACUGGCGAGCCGUACCCCGGGGCUUCGAGGUCUACGCCUGGAGUGCCGCGGAGAGAAGCCUCUCUUCGACGCGGGCCGCGACGUCCUAGACGCCGUUCACGCCGUCUGCCGGGCCGCCCGUGCGCUGCGCCACCUCGAUCUGCGGCGCUUGCCCUUCACACUGGACGACGCUCUGGUGUUGCAGGCGGCACGCGGCUGCCCCGGGCUCCGCAGCCUUUUCCUGGACAACGGUACGCUGGUGGGCAGCGUGGGGCCGGGCUCCGUGCUCGAGCUUCUAGAGGCCUGCCCACACCUGCGCGCCCUCGGCCUGCAUCUGGCCAGUCUUUCGCGCACCGCCCUCGAGGUGCUGGCGGCGCCGGGUCGCGCGCCUGUCGCGCUCCUGGCCGUGCGGUGCGCGUGCCCCGAGGACGCACGUGCGCCCCCUCUGCCCGACGAAGGCUGGGCAGCGUUGCGCCGCCGCCACCCUGAACUGGCGGUGGAGAUGGAGCUGGAGCCCGCGCUGCCUGCCGAGAGCGUGACGCGUAUCCUGCAGCCUACAGUGCCCGUGGCUGUGCUGCGCCUCAGCCUAUCUGGGGACACCGUAGGCCCGGUGCGCUUCGCAGCGCAGCAUUACGCCGCAACCUUGCGUGUGCUCGAGGUGCGCGCCGCCGCCUCGGCCGAGCUGGACGCUGCGCUGGAGUUGCUAGCGGCGCGCUGCGCGGGCCUGCGCGAAGUGCACUGCUUCUGCGUGGUGAGACCCUCCGUGCUGCACGCCUUCCGCGCGCACUGCCCGCGCCUGCGCAGCUACACGCUCAAACUAACGCGGGAGGCACAUCCCUGGCGGCCCACGUUUGUGGCGUGAUGGGGCAAACCCUCCCCCUCCCACCCCACACCCGAGGAGACGUGUGGCCUCCGAGAUGCUGGCUGGGUUUGCCCAGGCGCGCACCAAGUGCUAGCCCGCUCCUCCAUGACUCUGUUGUGUCUCUUGUGCCUUUGGCGGGUUGGGGCUUGUGGAUGGCCUCGGGACUAGCCCGGGGCGCCCUGAGUCCACUGGUGCUCUCAACAUCUGCAGAAGCCCACUGUCCCCUCCGUACUGAGAUCACCCUCAUCCAUCCCCACUCCUCUGCGAACGCUGCUCUGGCUCCGCGGCCCCGGCAUGGGGGGAGGGAGGGCAUAGGCGCAGGCCGGGCCUCAGGGGUGAGUGUGAAAUAAACAAAUCCUGCGCUAUCUCAGUGUCCUGUGAAAGGCGGGGUCGGCCCUGAAGGAGGGGGUCGGGGAACUCGC
Molecule: messenger RNA, 1568 nt
Organism: Ceratotherium simum simum (southern white rhinoceros)
Lineage: Eukaryota; Metazoa; Chordata; Mammalia; Perissodactyla; Rhinocerotidae
Gene: FBXL8
Product: F-box and leucine rich repeat protein 8
Biological process (GO): positive regulation of protein ubiquitination
Molecular function (GO): protein binding
Source: RefSeq, a predicted model, not a curated record